Cygnus olor (mute swan) is the source of this 5012-nucleotide messenger RNA. RefSeq names its product BRISC and BRCA1 A complex member 2 (gene BABAM2). NCBI's taxonomy places the organism in Eukaryota, Metazoa, Chordata, Aves, Anseriformes, Anatidae. The record is from RefSeq and is a predicted model, not a curated record. Gene Ontology annotation, cellular component: BRISC complex; BRCA1-A complex. The transcript has 11 exons. Gene Ontology annotation, biological process: double-strand break repair. Bases 28 to 1128 code for a protein of 366 amino acids.
CUCAAGAGGAAAGAGGAACGCCCUAAAAUGUCACCUGAAGUUGCCUUGAACAGAAUUUCUCCUGCUCUUUCACCCUUCAUUUCCAGUGUGGUCAGAAAUGGAAAAGUAGGCUUGGAUGCUACUAAUUGUUUACGUAUUACAGACUUGAAAUCUGGCUGUACAUCCUUGACUCCUGGACCUAGCUGUGAUCGGUUUAAGCUGCAUAUCCCUUAUGCUGGAGAAACACUCAAAUGGGAUAUAAUUUUCAAUGCUCACUACCCUGACCUGCCACCGGAUUUUAUCUUUGGAGAAGAUGCUGAAUUUUUGCCAGAUCCUUCUGCCUUGCAUAAUUUAGCUUCUUGGAAUCCUUCAAAUCCUGAAUGCCUCCUGCUUGUUGUGAAAGAGCUCGUGCAGCAGUAUCACCAAUUUCAGUGCAGCCGAUUGCGUGAGAGCUCGCGUCUCAUGUUUGAAUAUCAGACUUUACUUGAAGAGCCCCAGUAUGGAGAAAACAUGGAAAUCUAUGCUGGAAAAAAGAACAACUGGACUGGUGAAUUCUCAGCUCGCUUCCUCUUGAAGUUGCCUGUAGAUUUCAGCAAUAUUCCUACGUACCUUCUCAAGGAUGUGAAUGAAGAUCCUGGAGAAGAUGUUGCGCUUCUCUCUGUUAGUUUUGAGGAUGCAGAAGCUACUCAGGUUUUUCCUAAGCUGUAUCUCUCCCCGCGUAUUGAACAUGCACUUGGAGGAUCAUCUGCCCUUCACAUCCCAGCCUUUCCUGGUGGAGGUUGUCUUAUUGACUACGUACCCCAAGUAUGCCAGCUACUAACAAACAAGGUACAAUACGUUAUUCAGGGAUACCAUAAGAGAAGAGAGUACAUCGCAGCCUUCCUGAGUCACUUUGGAACCGGCGUUGUGGAAUAUGAUGCAGAAGGCUUCACAAAGCUUACUCUGUUGCUGAUGUGGAAAGAUUUUUGCUUCCUAGUUCACAUUGACCUUCCCCUGUACUUUCCUCGAGACCAGCCAACCCUAACGUUUCAGUCAGUCUACCAUUUCACUAACAGUGGACAGCUGUACUCCCAGGCUCAGAAGAAUUACCCUUACAGCCCACGCUGGGAUGGCAAUGAAAUGGCCAAGAGAGCAAACAUGCCACAAUAGGCCUGGCUUUGAUUAGUUCGUGAGCCUUUGCCACGUGGAGAGUAUCCAUUGUGUGGGUCUGGCUGUUACAGCGUGAUUCAAACUACGCAACCAAAAGGUAUUGUGCUGAGAAGUAUUUGCCGCUUAAAUUGUUUUAGUAUCUUAGAUCUGCAGAGUCAGAUCAUUUGUUUUAACAACCAUUUUCUUGUAAUGAUUGUGUCAUAAAGUGUCUAGCGUAGAAUUAAUCAUCUGUUAUCCCACUGUCGUAAGAAAGCAAGCAGACUUGCAUUGUGCUGAUGUAUCUUUAGCCUUGUGAGGAAUGCUGUGGAAGAACCCAUGAAUAAAUAGACAGCAUAACAUGCUUCACCCAAUAAAAAUGUGUUUUUAAUGCAUUAUGUAAAGUAAAAACAGCAGAGAUGCUUAAACAUCUCGCAUUUGAGUUUAUAGGAGACAAAACUACGCCUUGAAUAUUGGUACAAGGCCUUUUAAAAGAAUGGUCUUGCAGAAGAUUUCAGCACUGGUUUCCAGUCAUUGUUAAACACAAGGCACAGAGAUGCAGGAGGAGGAAUAUAACCACCUGUUGAGGAUCUAAUAAGCACUCAAAUGGAAUAUGACCUAAAUACAAACCCACUAGUGGAAUUAAGGUAGCAAUUUAUUAAUGUAAGUUCCUUUUGUUAAUUAGUACUAAAGGUGUUGAAUUAGGUAGCUCCUGACAAAUGGAAUUUUAAGAGAGAACAUUCUAAACAGAAGAAAAAAACUUUAGCAACUUUGACUUUUUUCUAUUAUAAACAAACAGCAAAUCCUAGUACUUGGUGAGUUGUAGUAAAUGUCUUCUACACGGGAGAUUAAUUAUUAGAGGUUCCAUGAAACAAACCAGCUGGCUGUGCCUGUGUAGUCACGGGAGAAGAAAUCCUGUUGUCUGGCACCCAGAAGGGAUUUUUGUAGGUGUUCAGUAUUUUCAAAACAAGUUUUCAUUAUGUCAAAACAAGUUGCAACAGGAACAUAAAAAUACAAAGGCACGCUACAUAUGUAUGUGUACUCUGUGCAAACACUUUAUACUUCAAAAAGUGAAUAAUCAGGUGACGUUGAUAAAGCCUGGAGAAGCUCUUUUAUAAUUCUAAUAUGGCUGUGCUGUAGAAAUAAUUUAUAUAACAAGAUUUUGUUGCAAAGUGUCAGCAUAAUAAUACUAGUCUGGGAGGAAUAGGUCAAAGACAUCAGUGUGCCUCAGGCUGUCCCUUACUCUGACCUACGCCCUUCUUAGUUCCUGUUUUCACCCAAUUUAGUUGGAAGAGGGUAGAACGAUGCUAUUCUAACUAAUUUAUGGAGAUCAGUUGUCUUUGGACUGGAUUGUUCUUCUGUCAGGGUUCUGUGGCUUUGAAGAAACUUGCAGAUGUCUUGCAGCAGUUCCUUUACGGUGCAGAAGGAAAGAAAUACGAGAUGCAAAAUGAUGCAAGUCAUAGAGUUGCAACUCCUCCAGAAGAAAUGGGCAAUAGCUGAGGUAAAUGCCUGGGAGUCUCAACUGUAUCUAAUACAGCUGAGAGGGUUACAAUUUAGUCCUCGCCUCAGUCCCAGGGCAAAUAAUUGCUUUUGCAGAAUAUUCUAACAUAAAUUCACUGUUAACCUUACCGAACAACUCAGCAGAGGACUGCUGAGGAGAAGGGUGUCCACGCUGCAGACCUGAAGAAGACCUGGAAGGGUUAUGUACAACUACUCCGAGAUCCGCAUGACUAUGGAGUACCUGCCCCAAUCAGAUAUAGAAUCUUGAAGAGGUUAAGGAGAAGAAUCCCACUUUUUUCCUGUAUUCCCUGCUUAGACUAGGAGAAAGAUGAUGUAUUUAUUAAAUGUAAUAGCUACUAUGAUUUUUAAGUAUACAAAGGUUGUACUGUAAGCAGAGCCUAAUGCUUUCAGAAUUAAACCAUAGUCACAGGAGACACUAAAACAUUGUACAAGAAUGAAUUAAAAUAUUGAAAUAAUGGAUAGUAUUUAAGAAUAAAGUUUGUUCUCAAAAACAAUAAUUGGACAAAUCCCAAGUAUAACAACUUGAGGCUGUCUUCUGAUGGGAAGGAAUGCAAUGCAUACACUUGAUAUGGUGAGAGAAAGUAAUAGCAGCCCAUGUGUCUGUGAAAAGAUCAAGAUUUUGGCUCAAGGGUUUUCACUUGCCAGUAAAGAAUGUGCAAGGACGGAAUACACUGUGCUGGUAGUAGAUGUUGCUAUACAGCUGAGUCUGUACUUGAUAUGGACCAUCAGGAUUACUUCACCCUCCUCCUUUUCUUCAAAUCAUCCCUUGGUGGAAAAGGCACUUGAAACUCCCACAUCCUGAGCCGAAAUAUAUAAGACAUAUGACUGCAAGUAGUGCUAGCAUGGAUGAAUUUGAGACCAGCUUGCUGGAAAACUUGGCACACUUAAAAAGGGGAGUUUAAGGGGAGUCUAUUUUGUGAAUGACUUAGGAAGAUGAUUCAUCACCCCAUGAUGAACAUCCUUCCUAGACCAGAAAAAAAAAAAAGCAGAAAUCUCAUUGGUAUGUCAUUUUGUGUGCUAUUUUUCCCUCGCUGAGUUUGAAUAUGUGUUUGAAUCUACUCAGAAUUUCCCACCUGAAGGUUUUAAGAGAAAUAGAAACACAUAGACAACUCUUCUAUCGUUAUAUAACACCAGUCAAACAAAAACAAUAGCAGAAGGAAAGAAGUGCAUUACCGUGGUACAAUGCUUUCACAAAAAAGGGAUGUGAAGUGUUGUUUGAUAGUAGAUCACAACUGCAUAACUUAAAAUCUUAGAGGAAGAUUUUCAGCAUAGGAAUCUGAAGGCAAAAGUUAUUAUCAAAUGGUCAAUGAACUAAAAAACUACCAACUAAAUUUUAAAAAUCCAGCACUAAGUUAUACUGGAAGAACAUUACAAUUAGAAGGAAAUUUCACAAAAGCAAUGUGAAUUCUGAGUCAAGUAUGUUUUAAGCACUGCAAGCCCUUACCCUUAGAUUUAGACAUACACAUGGGCUUCUGGAGACCUUGCACCACAGUCAGUGUUUUAUAUCACUAGAAACAAGUAAACAACAAGUGAUCCAAUUCUACCCUCUUUUAGAUACUUACCAUUUACAGUAGCAAGACUUUCUUUCUACUGGAUAAUAAGGUGAAGAAAAGAUAAGUGCUUUACUCUCAGCAGAUGUCCUUGAGCAUAGCACCUGAAAUUCAAUGUACCGUAUCAAGUGUAUAUAGUGGUUAACUACAGCAAAAUGUGUUGUUUUCUGGAGUGCCGAAGCAAAAUUUCCAUAGAAACCCCAUAACUUACUACCUUGAACUUGGAAAAUGACCAUUUGAGGGAACAGAAACAAAUAGACAAAAAUAAUGGAUUCUUACAGUAAGACAUUCAACAAAGAGUUAGACAUGUGCCUGUAUGCGUAUGAAGAUUGGCACCCACUUUAAGCUGAAAAGAAAACAACUCUUUAAACACUGUUUAAGCUAAGAUCUAAACCAUUAUGAGAGGGAUACAGAACCAUUGUACUCAACACUCGUGUAUAAAAUACCUGUGGACUUAGUGCAAACCAGUUUCUCUGUACUUGAAGGAGCAUUUUAUGCAGUUGUUCUUAGCUUGGUGUAAGGUCAUUGUGAUGCAGACCCGCUGAGAACGUGGUAGAGUAAAGCAGGAGAAAGGAGGAACUAAGUGUUUCCUGAAAAGGAGAAAAAGCAUUGAUCAAAAGCUGAUUUCUGGCAUAUGAGACAGCCUAGAGGAACCAUAGAUCAAGAAGCAAAGCUUGCUUUCUCCAUCUUCAGUGUGAUUCAACAGGUACACAAAUUACUGAAUUAUUUUUAAUAGCUCUUGUCUAGAGAUUGCAAACUUUACUAGUGGAUGUAAAAAAUAAUAAUUUUGAAACACUUCUGAAGUGCUUGAAAGUAUCUUGUAGCAAUGUGUCUGAA